CGCGCGGGGAUCAACCGCUAAAUUGGCGUGUGUUGUUGAUACGUCGUAUACGCACGACGUUUGCGUGUAAUAACGGGCAGCUCCACGGAGCUGUCAAUCUCCGGGGAGCCGCGAUGUUGUUUCCCUCGACUCCGCGGCGUUGCGACGAUCCCACGCUCUUUAUCGCGGGCAAUUCGCGCGAUAAGCCAGAGGCGAUUGCGUUCACAUAGCUAUCAACGCGCUCGUUGUGCGGAUUUAUCUCUAAUCAAGAGAAGGUUUCGCAAGCUGCACCCGCAGAACGAGCGCCCGUCGCUCCCUCGCUUCGCAAUUAGAUCCCGCACUUUCGCUCGACAUAUGGGUGCUCCAAUCGUUCCUCCCCCGGCAACGAGCUCCUCGAUCGGCCGUGUCAUCAUCUCGUUGAACGAGCGUCGAAACGAAACAGUAAUCUACGAUCUUCUCUAUUUCUCACAGGAAUGUCGUGGCACGCGGCGGAGUGACGGGAUCAUCAGGAAUAUGUGAGCCCGCACCGGAUUGUUGGAGAGCAACAUGAGUCUGCAUCGCACAAUUGUCUGACUGGGAUCUUAUACUCCUCUUUUCGAGUUAUCGUGUACAUCCGUUGGCGCACAAUUACGCGCACAAAUGCCAGGAUGCUGGGCGGCGCUGCCAAUAUGGAGCUGAACAAUGUCGGGAGCAACAAGGGCACCGUACACCUCGCGCUGUCAUUCCGAAAGCUGUGCCUGGCGACAGUCGGCUUACCACUUGUAUCGCUGUUGUUCUGCUUUGUCACGGCGUACAUAUUUCAACAGGACGAUAUUCACGAAACUCACUGUAGGGUCUACAAUAUUCUUCCAUCGAUCUCAGCCAUUACCGGUGUAUCUCCACAGAGGUAUCUAUGGCGUAUCAGCAUAGCAUUACACAUUGGUCCUAGACUGGUUAUCGCCAGUGUUUAUCACUCAUAUUAUUACAAGAUACUUAAGAACAUUGAAGAUGUGCCUCUAAAAAUUAUGGGGAGCAGGCUCCUAAACCUAUGCUACUGGCUAAACAUUGCCGAGGUAGCGGCUCUGUCUGGUGUAACGUACAUUUCUAACAGAGAAAAUUACUCGGUGCACGAAAAAAUUUUCAUAGUGUUCAUGGUUAGCUCGCUCACAUACAUGUUGACCGCCGUGAGAUUGGGUCGUCUAAUAACUCCAAAUGCACAAAGUCUUCAGUACAAACAACUGCUUUUCAUGACGAGUCUCGUCAGUACAAUCGGUCUUAUUAUUUUCUUCUUGAAACAUCGACUGCUGUGUCACGACAUGGCGUUUACUUGGUUUUCACUAUGUGAGUACGUGAUAGCCUUUGCAAAUAUGGGCUUUCACAUCACUGUGGUUUGGGACUUUCCAAAAGAACAACUGGUCGUAGGUCACGGUUUACCCGCCGUGAAAAUGGAUUAACCUUUUAGGAUAACUCGUCAUUCUCAUCGUCAUAUUAAAGUGCCUAUUGCCUCUGCAUGGAAGUGCUACAAAUCGCGGUUUUUAAGGGGUGAAAGUUCGGCACGUCACGUGAUAUACAAUUUCACGAUUGUCUCGGUUUUAUGAUAUUUAACGAUUAUUACAUUGCGUUUCCACUCUCGAGAUGUGUAAUAUAAUUUACUUCGCGACAUUUAAGAGAUCGACACCAUUUUUAUCUUUACUUUUUAUAUUCGCUCGCAAAUAUCGACCAUUCGACCAAUAAUUCCGAGUGUAAAAGGUAAUGUAUAUGAUUCGAAAAGAGUGAAGAUACGGAAUAUCUAGCGCUUCCAAAGUGUGGCACUGGUUACUUUCAAAGCGAUGAAAUAUGUAACGGCCUUUUAAUAUCGUUUUAGUGAUAGAUUAUGAAUCAUAGUGAAUAAUAGUUGGAAGAAGUAUCCUACAUACAAACAGCAUUUAUUGUUAAGCGUAAAUUGAAUAUUAUUACUCGCAUCUUAUGAGAUUACUUGUGAAGACUUUUGAACCUUCUUUUAUAGAGAGACUUUUGCAAGGUGAGAACUCUAGUCGAAUAUAUUAAUUCUAGUCGCGAUCUUUUAUUCGCUUUAUGAUACUCCUAUUUUAUCGAAUAAGUUGAAAUUAGAAUGUAAGAUGUACAUUUAUGUCGAACGAACUUUGAGAUAUUAUAAUCGUAAGUUCAUUAAAUGGACAUAUACAAUUUUGGGAUUAUUGCAAAGACAUUGUACAGUUGUGUCUUGUUGGCAAAUCUUGCAAUGAAAAUCGUAUAUAUAUAUAUAUAUAAUAUAUAUGUUACUACUCUCAUUCACCUUGUAAGAGAUUAAUUCAUCUUGCAUAGAUUUUGAGAUAAUAAAUUCAGCUAAUAUUUA
Messenger RNA from Wasmannia auropunctata (little fire ant), 2311 nucleotides. Its product is annotated as post-GPI attachment to proteins factor 2-like. Bases 627 to 1412 code for a protein of 261 amino acids. The transcript has 4 exons. The record is from RefSeq and is a predicted model, not a curated record. NCBI's taxonomy places the organism in Eukaryota, Metazoa, Arthropoda, Insecta, Hymenoptera, Formicidae. Gene Ontology annotation, biological process: GPI anchor biosynthetic process. Gene Ontology annotation, cellular component: Golgi membrane; endoplasmic reticulum membrane.